Molecule: messenger RNA, 1034 nt
Organism: Helianthus annuus (common sunflower)
Lineage: Eukaryota; Viridiplantae; Streptophyta; Magnoliopsida; Asterales; Asteraceae
Product: NAD(P)H dehydrogenase (quinone) FQR1
Exons: 4
Coding region: 165-869 (234 amino acids)
Molecular function (GO): NAD(P)H dehydrogenase (quinone) activity; FMN binding
Source: RefSeq, a predicted model, not a curated record
UGAUGGUGGGCGUGACAACAACAUGCCAUCAUUACUCACGCACAUACAGCAUUGAUACACCUUCCUUUUUCCAACCAAUACGACGUCGUUCCGCUAGUAAACCUUCGUCUAUAUGCCAGCUGGCACAGUUCAACUGAUCCCCAAAAAUGUAGUAUAAAUAGCAGAUGCUAGUGCUCAUCGUUGUCCAGUCAAUUCAAUCAAUCGUCAACAACUCUGACCGAUCACCGACCGGAAAACACCUCCGACGACCGUCAUCAAUGGCUACAAAAGUGUAUAUCGUGUACUACUCAAUGUAUGGACAUGUAGAGAAGUUAGCAGAAGAAAUAAAAAAAGGAGCUGCAUCUGUUGAAGGAGUUGAAGCCAAAUUAUGGCAGGUCGCAGAGACAUUGAAUGAAGAAGUGCUUGGGAAAAUGAGUGCACCACUAAAGAGCGACGUACCAGUAAUCACAGCAAACGAACUUUCUGAAGCAGAUGGAUUUGUUUUCGGGUUUCCAACAAGAUUCGGUAUGAUGUCGGCCCAAUUCAAAGCCUUUUUCGAUUCCACUGGUGGCCUUUGGAGAACCCAACAGCUCGCUGGCAAGCCAGCUGGCAUCUUCUAUAGCACCGGAUCUCAAGGUGGUGGUCAAGAAACUACUGCUUUGACGGCCAUAACUCAACUGGUUCACCAUGGAAUGAUAUUUGUGCCAAUCGGAUACACAUUUGGAGCGGGCAUGUUUGAAAUGGAGAAAGUGAAAGGUGGAAGUCCUUAUGGUGCAGGAACUUACGCUGGGGAUGGUUCUAGACAACCAUCCGAGCUGGAGCUACAACAGGCGUUUCACCAGGGGAAACACAUCGCUACCAUUGCUAAGAAACUCAAGGGAGCUGCAUAAUAGUUUCAUAUCUUUAUGUGAUUGGAAAAGGGUGAUUGUUAUUAUAACAAACACACAUUUAUAUGUCGUUUUAAGGUUGUUUCUCGUAAUUGUCAUUCAUAAAAACCAAUAAUAUGAUUUGUUAUACAACAUUUGUCCAAAAGAAUCUUGAUAGAUAACAACAUA